GUACGGUCAGCCCCCGCCGAAGGGUUCUGUACGUGGCAGCGUCGGUCUGAAACCCCUCUCUGUCCUAUUCAUAACCCCUGGGUACCAAGUGAGAUUGCGUCCACAUACUAAAGUGUGAGCUUACACUUCAAGACCUUAGAGAAUACAGGUUAUAGAAAGAGACAGAAUGAGGAAGUUCCUGUCUUUCGCCCUCUGUGCUCUUCUCUGCUGCUGCUGGACAACACAGGCAGAGAUCUUCACUUCCAUAAGCCAAAUGACGGACCUGAUCUACACGGAGAAAGAGUUGGUCCAGUCUCUGGGUGAAUACAUAAAAGCAGAGGAGUCCAAACUUUCUGCCAUAAAAAGCUGGGCCAACAAACUGGACGCUCUGACCAGAUUGUCCACCUCAGACCCAGAGGGAUACCUGGCCCACCCUGUGAACGCCUACAAACUGAUGAAGAGGCUCAACACAGAGUGGUCCGAGCUGGAAACCCUGGUGCUACAGAACCCCUCUGAAGGGUUCAUUUCCAACAUGUCCAUACACAGGCAGUUCUUCCCAGAUGAGGAGGAUGAGAAGGGUGCAGCCAAGGCGCUGAUGCGUCUUCAGGACACGUACCAACUGGAUUCUGAGGCCUUCUCCAAAGGAAAGCUGCCAGGUAUUCACUCCAAUGUCAUGCUGACGGUGGAGGACUGCUUCGAUAUGGGGAAGACGGCGUAUAAUGACGCAGACUAUUACCAUUCUGUGCUGUGGAUGCAGCAGUCCCUAAAGCAGCUGGAUGCCGGGGAGGAAACAGAGGUUGCCAAGGGCGACAUAUUGGACUACCUCAGCUACUCUGUUUACCAAAUGGGAGACCUACCUCGAGCCAUUGAGCUGACACGGCGACUGGUGGCUAUUGAUCCCAGCCACCAGAGGGCAGGAGGAAACCUGCGUUAUUUUGAGGGCUUGCUUACCAAGCAGCUCAGUGAGCUGAACCAGGAGGACUACCCGCCGCCCUCUGAGGAGCCCAUCCAGCUGGGAACCUACACCAGACCCAAAGACCACCUCCCAGAGAGAGACAUCUACGAAGCUCUCUGCAGAGGAGAGGGGCUCGGAAUGAAUGACGUGAGGCGUAGCCACUUGUACUGCCGCUACCAGGAUAGAAACAGGAACCCUCGUCUCCUGCUGAAGCCCAUAAAAGAGGAGGAUGAGUGGGACAGCCCCCGCAUCGUACGCUACCUGGACGUCCUGUCACACGAGGAGACUGAGAGGAUUAAGCAGCUGGCCAAACCCAGGCUUGCCAGAGCUACUGUCCGUGACCCCAAAACAGGCAUCCUGACCACAGCCAACUACAGAGUGUCCAAAAGUGCAUGGUUAGAAGAGGAAGAUGAUCCUGUCAUUGCCAGAGUCAACCAGAGAAUAGAAGACCUCACAGGCCUCGAAGUAGACACUGCAGAGUUACUACAGGUCGCUAACUAUGGAGUUGGAGGACAGUACGAGCCACACUAUGACUUCUCAAGGCCUCCUUUUGACAAGAAUCCCGACGGAAAUAGACUUGCUACAUUCCUAAACUACAAAGAUGAACCUGAUGCUUUCAAAAGAUUAGGCACUGGAAAUCGUGUGGCAACUUUUUUAAAUUACAUGAGCGAUGUGGAGGCAGGAGGAGCCACCGUCUUCCCUGACUUUGGAGCAGCUAUCUGGCCUAGAAAGGGGACAGCAGUGUUUUGGUACAAUCUGUUCAAGAGUGGGGAGGGAGACUAUAGGACCAGGCAUGCAGCCUGUCCUGUCUUAGUAGGAAGUAAAUGGGUGUCAAAUAAGUGGAUCCACGAGCGAGGACAAGAGUUCAGGAGACCCUGUGGCCUGACAGAAGUGGACCGAAGUUAAACACACACUUAACAAACGUGCAAAGACGCAUGCACUGUAAACACACCCUCAGUAGUACCUUAAUUCGGUAAAUUAUUUAAUAACCCAUAGACACAUAACUCAACACCUGGCGCUCUCUGCUUCAACUUGUCUACAUCGUAAAUGUUUUGAGGAAAUUAUAUCAGCCUGAGGUGCGAAGAGGUACAAAACACAUGUACUCCCACACCUUCCCCACUAAAGUGAAUUAGGAAUAAAACGUGCGAAUUGUAAAUCAAAUUCCUUUAUCAAAACAAAACACAGAACUAUGUCAGUGCUAUGAUGGUUUGCCAAUGUACACCCACUGUACAGUCACUAAUAUCUUAGUAUAUGUUAUUAAGUUAUAAGCAGUUCAUGAGUUCUCUAACAAAUCUUUUGUACUGAUACCAAAAAACAAAUACUAAUGUUUUACAUUGUAGUCCUCCAUACUGCUCCAUUUACACAAUAAGAUUUGUCUAACCCCUAAAAAUGAAAAGCCCUUAUUUAUGUACCUAAUAUCCUAGCUUUUAAAAACAUACAUCGAAACAUACAGUUGGUGUGUUGAAGGCCUUACCAAAAUGGUUUCAGAGCAAAUGAGUGAAGUUUCAAUGUGAUAGACAUAUGUAUUGAGUUGAGAAAAAUUACCUUCUUUCAAUGAUUUAGUGACUCUUUUACCUAACUGUAGUUGAUGAUUACCUAAUGCUACAAUGGAUGCAUUGAAAAGGUAUAGGCUCUAUUUGAAGGUUUAAUAAGGAAACAUUUAAAGAAAAACAAACUAUUUACCUACAGUAUACUACUUUCAUUUUGUAGACAUAAAUAGGCUUUACUCUAUCUUCAUUUACACAUAUACUUGAUUACAUUCUCCUGACACUCUGUUAUGGUUUGCAUCUAAAGGGUUUAUUUUCCUUUAAACCUGAAAGAGAAACAUUUCCUCCAUAAUAUGUCCAUGAUGUUUUAUUUAUGUAGUGUUUAAAUUAUUUCACUGUUACAUGUUGUGCUCUUUGGUCAAGCUGGCAAACAAGCAAGUCUAAAUAAACUGUGUCUUUUAUUAAAA
Messenger RNA from Gymnodraco acuticeps, 2888 nucleotides. It is a transcript of the gene p4ha2, whose product is annotated as procollagen-proline, 2-oxoglutarate 4-dioxygenase (proline 4-hydroxylase), alpha polypeptide 2. The transcript has 16 exons. Gene Ontology annotation, molecular function: iron ion binding; protein binding; L-ascorbic acid binding. Lineage: Eukaryota; Metazoa; Chordata; Actinopteri; Perciformes; Bathydraconidae. Bases 167 to 1840 code for a protein of 557 amino acids. Gene Ontology annotation, cellular component: endoplasmic reticulum. The record is from RefSeq and is a predicted model, not a curated record. Gene Ontology annotation, biological process: peptidyl-proline hydroxylation to 4-hydroxy-L-proline.